Candidula unifasciata is the source of this 588-nucleotide messenger RNA. NCBI's taxonomy places the organism in Eukaryota, Metazoa, Mollusca, Gastropoda, Stylommatophora, Geomitridae. The record is from the annotation of a GenBank genome assembly.
ACUACAUGAGCGACUACUGUUCCAACACACUGGACCUGGCAGCGGCAAAAGUCCACGCUGGCCGGCUUCAAUUUCGCCGACCGCAACAAACCAUACAGACACUGGACUGCCACAUGGCCAUCAAGGCACCUGGCAACAAGAUGCUCACUUUCAAGUUCCACCAGUUUGACCUGAAGUCGACCCAUGGCUGCAACACCGACUACCUGCAGAUUUUCGGCGACACCCAGCUGCGUCUGCCUCUGACAGAGCAACUCUGUAACUCCAACAGACCAAACCGUGCUGUGGUCACGUCGGGAGAAGAAGCUUUGAUUCGGUUCAGGAAGGAUCUCUUCCAAGGGGACGAGAUAGAGCUCGUCUUCACUACCUUUCGAUUUGCGCCGUGCUCAAAGUCGGAGUACCACUGCGACAACGGGCACUGUAUAGCGGAGGACCUCUACUGCAACGGCUACGACAACUGCGGCGAUAGCUCCGACAUCUGCAUCCUGAAAGAGGGAACGAUCGUCGGGAUCGUUGUCACCGCGGCUGUCGUCAUCUUCAUCUGUGCCGUUGUCACCACCAUCCUCCUGAUUCGCAGACAGAGGAAGAUAC